AUGGGGGCGGGGCCGGGGAGCGGCGGGCCAGUGGCCAGUCGGAACGGAGAGGGAGGGGGCGGGCGUUGUGGUGGAACAAAGAGGCGGUCCCGCGUCAGUUGGGUCCGGCCCCUGGCCCUCGAAGAUGGCGCUGCGAGGAAGCGGCGCGCGGGCGAGAGGGGGGCGGGGGGGGCGGCAGGGAGUGCGCUGGGUCUUGUUUCCCCUCAAGAAAUGAAAACAGCAUUUUUGGAAUAAACGAGCCCUCAGUCGUAUUGUAAAAGCAUUCUGUGAGCCGGGCUCUCCUUAAACGGCCGUUUCUAGGUUUUGGCCUACUGGGACUUCCUGAAGCCUGUUGUACUUCGUAGGCCUACAUGAGACUGAUUUGGGACCGUUCCUUAUAGCGAAGUGAGGAGGGUGACGCGACAGUGUCCCUCGUCCUUCUCAGGGGCCGAUAACGUCUCUGGGCUAAUUCUUAGCCGAAGGAGGGAGAGCUUUUGUUCCGGGGGCGCUUGGCCAGGAACUCUCCCGUGUGCAGCGCGGAACCUUGAGUGUGAGGCUCUUGUUUCCUUGGAGAGCGGAGCCAGCUGCACUCGGUCUCGGGGGUCAUACGGACGGCUUUCGGCGGCGGACUCGCGGAGCGUGGAGGCAUCGUAGAAGGCAGGUGAGGGUCUUGCUGUGAGAGUGAAGCGGGGAUGUGAGAGGUGCAUGCAAGAACUGUGGGAUUUCCUUGCUAAAUGUUCCGCUACAUUGCCCGGGUGGUUUACCUCUGGAAACUCAAGGACUAGCAAACGAAAGGGCAUCCGAUUCGCGCAGCCUUAUGCCCUGGCGCCUCUCAUUUUAGAAACAGGGCACAACUAUUCAGCUAAACCAGGUAGCAUUAAAACCUUAGGUUAGGGUAAACAGGCUCUAAGGGUGGUGUGGCGAGUACUGCUGGCGUCCGUUGUCGUCUGUUGGUUAUUAAUAUGCGCGGAAACUGUCGACUUGAGGAAGAAUUCUCUCUUAAUACCGUUGAUAGUCUGGAUAUAGCUGCAUAGUGAUAGCGCUGUAUUUAACUUUUGCCUGUUCUUUUAUGUAUAUUCACAUGCCACGUCUAGUGUGUUGUUUAUUCACAGUUUCAGAAGACUUACUGAUUGCCUGAAUUUGUAAAUGUGAAAGAUGUUCUUGGGUGAACUUUCCAUAGUUUUUCAUUUGGUAUUUCCAAUUAGAACUAAGUUGUUUCCUCAGAUUCAAGUUUUCCUAAAGUUGUCAUUUAUUCAAAACAUUUCUAGUCUGCUCUUUAUUACUAAAAGUAAUCCUUUUAGACUUACAAGAUACAGUGAAAAAGCCAACAAUAAAUAAUGGACUUGGUGACUAGAUGGUGCAGAAGCUAAAACUGUUCCGUCAAAAUUUUAAGAUUAUAAACUAAUUUUGCAUAUGAUUAGGAUUUAGUAGUGAUACCUUUUGAGUUUUCAGAGUACUUCAUGUUUGCUAUUUCAGCAUCCCCUACAACAACCACAGAAAAUAGGCUAAUAUUCCCAUAUUGCACAUGGAAGAUGAGCUGUUAAUGGCUUUCUUAAGGCCACCUAAAGAGCUUAUUGCUGAACCAAGAGUUUUUGUUGAAUGUGCAUGAUUGCCCUUGUCAUCUCUGCUUUUUAGCCAGCUCUGGAGUACAUUUCAAAAAAGCUUUCCAUGGUGCUAAGAGUAUGCGUGUGCAGAUGGAUGUACACUCCUUAUUUGCAUUUAAAGAGAAAAACAGUCUUCUUCUAAUUGGAUACAAUAUACUUAUUACACUGAAUUUUAAAAAAUAAUAAUAUUGAACUAGGGCAAUGUGAUACCUGUUUCUUAUUUAUGAGGCAGGGAUUAUCCUCAGACUCUGUGCCAAUAAUUCUACUUAAGGUAAUAAAGUUAAACACAUACCCAGAUCUUACUAGCUUUGGAAAAUAAAUUAAGCCAACGUGUAUGCUCGAAAAAUAUUUCAUUUCCUUUUGUUACAGAUGGAAGCAAACAACAUUAAUCAGGGACUGA
This is a messenger RNA of Podarcis lilfordi (Lilford's wall lizard), 1983 nucleotides long. The record is from the annotation of a GenBank genome assembly. Lineage: Eukaryota; Metazoa; Chordata; Lepidosauria; Squamata; Lacertidae.